AUGACAAAUGCCCCCCAAUCCUCUUAUGAAUUAAAAGAUAUUCGAAAAACUUCAAAUUCUAUUCAUGGAAACCUUGUUCUAUCAAAACAUCACAAAGAUACACUGCCAAACUAUGGACCUGCUCUCGAAAAUCUUACGUUUACCGUAGAAUAUCAAACACCUCACCGACUUCACAUAUGCAUAUCCGAUGCCGAGGGGUUACGUUGGCGAGUUCCCGAGUCGGUCGUGGCAGUAGAUAGAAGUUUAACGGAAAUUGAGAACUGUAACUACAGUCUUAACUAUAAUGCUAGCCCUUUUGGGUUUUCUGUUUCACGAAAGAAUGAAAGUGGAUCUAUUUUCGAUACGAUUGGCAAGAAUCUGAUUUUCAAAGAUCAAUAUAUCGAAUUGUCGACUUCGUUGCCUUUAGACGCUAAUAUAUAUGGAUUAGGUGAAGUAGUUUCAUCGUUUAAGCGAGGUACCGGAAGAUUCACUAUAUUUACAAGAGAUGCUGCUUGUCCAGAAAAUGAAAAUUUAUAUGGUGCACAUCCGUUUUACAUCGAAUUACGAGAUGGGAAAGCGCAUGGUGUCUUAUUAUUGAAUUCGAAUGGCAUGGAUGUCAUCUACGAUAAUGGUAUCAUUACGUAUAAAGUUAUCGGCGGUAUAUUAGACUUUUACGUAUUCCUUGGUCCUACUCCUCAAGAGGUUGUUGAACAAUAUGCUGGGUUAAUUGGACGACCAUGCUUUAUUCCUUACUGGUCACUUGGCUUUCAUCAAUGUCGAUGGGGAUACACUAAUAUCGAAAAAAUUGAUGAGAUAGUUAGUCAAUAUGAAAAAGCAAAAAUUCCGAUGGAGGUCGUUUGGAUAGAUCUCGACUACAUGGAUGCCUAUAAAGUGUUCACCUUCCAUCCAGAACAUUUUCCACCAGAGAAAUUUGCACCAUACUUAGAGAAAUUGCACGAAUGCCAUCGAAAGUUAGUAGUUAUAGUGGAUCCAGGUAUCAAAGUAGAGGAUGGAUAUGCCGUUUACGAUGAAGGCUUGAAAAGAGAUGUGUUCAUUAAAAGAGCGGAUGGAAACAAUUUUGUUGGACGCGUUUGGCCCGGGGAAACUGUUUUUCCGGAUUGGUUUCAUCCUGAAACACAACAGUACUGGACUGAAAUAAUGGCCAAGUGGCUGGGGCAAGUACCGAUUGAUGGAAUCUGGAUUGAUAUGAAUGAGUUGGCGAAUUUCGUAAAUGGUGAUAUUUCACAUGAAACAAAUCAUAAGCACAUUAAUGUUAGUGUUAGUUUGGUUCAACACGUCAAGCAAACGAUUGCUACUAUUGUGCAACGCGUGUUGGGUUUCUCUUCAACAUUCAUUCCGCAUUCUAUCAAUAAUCCACCAUAUGCUAUUAAUAACUUCGGCAACGAAAGUCCUCUGUUCACACGUACUUCUCCAAUGGAUGGUUUUCAUAAGAAUGGUGUACUUGAAUACGACGCUCACAACUUGUUCGGUCACAUGGAAGGAAUUGCUACAUAUAAUGCCUUGCGAACUAUUCGCCCUGAUAAACGACCAUUUGUACUCUCUCGAUCGACAUUUCCGGGUAGCGGAAAAUUUGUCGCUCAUUGGUUAGGAGAUAAUGAAUCGUCGUGGCGAAGUUUAGAGCAAUCAAUUCCUGGGAUACUCUCUUUUCAACUUUUUGCCAUUCCGUUGGUAGGAGCUGAUAUUUGUGGAUUCAAUGGUGUCUGUGCUGAAGAAUUAGCCAUUCGUUGGGCGCAAUUGGGAAGCUUUUAUCCAUUUUGCCGCAAUCAUAAUUCGAUCAACAUGCCAGGCCAGGAAUUUUAUCUAGUUGAAAAAGUAAAGCAGGCAGCAAAAUUCGCGUUGGAGAUUCGAUAUCGAUUGUUGCCAUAUUGGUACACGGGUUUCUAUCGAGCUUAUAAUAAUGGAAGUCCUGUGAUUAGUCCCCUCUGGUUUUUGGAACCGGAGGGAAAAGAUACAUGGGAUAUCGAUAAACAGUUUUUAGUUGGAAAAGGUUUAUUAGUAACUCCUGUUACUCGAGAAGGGGCGCUAAAGGUUACCGGUUAUUUCCCUCCUGGAAUAUGGUACGACUUUUUCACAGGCGUUAAACAAUUAGAUAUUGUACAAGGCGUAUGGAAGGAAUUAGAAGCACCGUUAGAAGUAAUACCUGUUCAUGUUUAUGGCGGUUCUAUAGUGCCAAUGCACGUUCGAGCAGGAUUAACUACACAUGCAAGUCGUGAAACCGGUAUUCAGUUGUUAAUCGCAUUAGACCGAUUCGGAUCCGCGUCUGGUGAAUUAUAUUUAGAUGAUGGUGAAACACCGCCAGAAAAUCUCGUCGAAAAUUAUUCACUUCUCACCCUAACGGUCCGUGAUAGUGUAUUGAAGGUCGAGGGUAUCUUUCGAUACGACGGGCCUGGGUCAUUUAUAGAUGAAAUUUUGAUAUAUGGGAUUGCACGUGAGGUUAAGGAAAUUGCGUUCAAAAAUACGUAUACAAAGGUUAUUGAACGGAGUAAAAUAGAUUGGAGUGGGGAAACUGGAAGAUUAUUUAUUCGAGGAUUGGGGAUCUCAUUGGAUGGUGGGUUCUCUAUCUCAUGGUAA
Molecule: messenger RNA, 2571 nt
Organism: Ambispora leptoticha
Lineage: Eukaryota; Fungi; Glomeromycota; Glomeromycetes; Archaeosporales; Ambisporaceae
Source: the annotation of a GenBank genome assembly